Bacillus rossius redtenbacheri is the source of this 2373-nucleotide messenger RNA. RefSeq names its product mucin-2-like. The record is from RefSeq and is a predicted model, not a curated record. The coding region runs from base 36 to 2255 and encodes 739 amino acids. The transcript is spliced from 3 exons. Lineage: Eukaryota; Metazoa; Arthropoda; Insecta; Phasmatodea; Bacillidae.
CGGGGCCGCCGCGCGCACGAGACACGCUGACCAAGAUGGCGCCGGCCUGGGUCCUCACGUGCGCGCUGUUGGCCGCGGCGACCUGCAGCCAGGCGGAGCGGACCGGCCACGGGAGACUGUCAUGGCGACCGCUGCUGCAGGACGCGUGCCUUUGGCUCUGCGGCGAGGGACGCGAGUUGUGUCUUUGGUGCGCCGCGCUGCCUGCCAGUGGCGCGAACCACACACCAAGACAUCCUCACCGGCCAAGCGAGGACGCCUCGUCCAACGCGUCAUCUAAUUCCUCGCCUUCGCAGUCAACUGUAUGUGUGAAGACCACCACAACUCGCCCAGGUUCCACCCAACUUUGGGACACCACCGCACCAGCAUUUACUUCCUCAUUGGGCGCAGCACCGAUCACUUCCACCACUACUCCUCGUAGCACCUCAACCCUCCCAGGUGCCACCCAGCCUCAGGGAACCACCGCUCCAGCAUUUAUUUCCUCUUUGGACACAGCAAAGACUACUUCCACCACUACUCCUCCUAGCACCUCGACCCUCCCAGGUGCCACCCAGCCUCAGGGAACCACCGCUACAGCAUUUACUUUCUCUUUGGGCACAGCAUCGACUACUUCCACCACUACUCCUCCUAGCACCUCGACGCUCCCAGGUGCCACCCAGCCUCAGGGCACCACCGCUCCAGCAUUUAUUUCCUCUUUGGGCACAGCAUCCACUACUUCCACCACUACUCCUCCUAGCACCUCGAAGCUCCCAGGUGCCACCCAGCCUCAGGGAACCACCGCUCCAGCGUUUAUUUCCUCUUUGGGCACAGCAUCGACUACUUCCACCACUACUCCUCCUAGCACCUCGACGCUCCCAGGUGCCACCCAGCCUCAGGGAACCACCGCUCCAGCGUUUAUUUUCUCUUUGGGCACAGCAUCGACUACUUCCACCACUACUCCUCCUAGCACCUCGACGCUCCCAGGUGCCACCCAGCCUCAGGGCACCACCGCUCCAGCAUUUAUUUCCUCUUUGGGCACAGCAUCGACUACUUCCGCCACUACUUCUCCUAGCACCUCGACGCUCCCAGGUGCCACCCAGCCUCAGGGCACCACCGCUCCAGCAUUUACUUCCUCUUUGGGCACAGCAUCCACUACUUCCGCCACUACUCCUCCUAGCACCUCGACCCUCCCAGGUGCCACCCAGCCUCAGGGCACCACCGCUCCAGCAUUUACUUCCUCUUUGGGCACAGCAUUGACUACUUCCACCACUACUCCUCCUAGCACCUCGACCCUCCCAGGUGCCACCCAGCCUCAGGGCACCACCGCUCCAGCAUUUACUUCCUCUUUGGGCACAGCAUCCACUACUUCCACCACUACUCCUCCUAGCACCUCGACCCUCCCAGGUGCCACCCAGCCUCAGGGCACCACCGCUCCAGCAUUUACUUCCUCUUUGGGCACAGCAUCCACUACUUCCGCCACUACUCCUCCUAGCACCUCGACUCUCCCUGGUGCCACCCAGCCUCAGGGCACCACCGCUCCAGCAUUUACUUCCUCUUUGGGCACAGCAUCCACUACUUCCGCUACUACUCCUCCUAGCACCUCGACCCUCCCAGGUGCCACCCAGCCUCAGGGCACCACCGCUCCAGCAUUUACUUCCUCUUUGGGCACAGCAUCCACUACUUCCACCACUACUCCUCCUAGCACCUCGACCCUCCCAGGUGCCACCCAUCCUCAGGGCACCACCGCUCAAGCAUUUAUUUCCUCUUUGGGCACAGCAUCCACUACUUCCACCACUACUCCUACUAGCACCUCGACCCUCCCAGGUGCCACCCAGCCUCAGGGAACCACCGCUCCAGCAUUUACUUCCUCUUUGGGCACAGCAUCCACUACUUCCGCUACUACUCCUCCUAGCACCUCGACCCUCCCAGGUGCCACCCAGCCUCAGGGCACCACCGCUCCAGCAUUUACUUCCUCUUUGGGCACAGCAUCCACUACUUCCGCCACUACUCCUCCUAGCACCUCGACUCUCCCUGGUGCCACCCAGCCUCAGGGCACCACCGCUCCAGCAUUUACUUCCUCUUUGGGCACAGCAUCCACUACUACCGCCACUACUCCUCCUAGCACCUCGACCCUCCCAGGUGCCACCCAGCCUCAGGGCACCACCGCUCCCGCAUUUACUUCCUCUUUGGGCACAGCAUCUACUACUUCUACCACUACUCCUUCUACCACCUCGACUAUGACCACCACCGUCCAGUUUCCCACCAUGCCUGGACCCUGAAUGGUAUACUCGGAGACAUUAGUUAACUUAGUUUCAGUGUGUUGAUAACCUUCUUUGAAAUAUGUACAAUGGCAGCUCAUCAUGUAACAGUCACAAAUAAAACAUUAAUAUAAUUUCA